CAACAUCCUAUCCUGUGCCUCACAUCCUUUCCAGGCUUAUUUCCGUUGCUCAUGAGAGCACCUGAAGUAGACGUACAGUACCCCUAGUUUCAUUUUCAUUCUCGCCUUUAUUUCAAUUGUUACAUUUUUUGGGAGGGAAGCUGAUUAGAUUGGGGGCUAUUUAACUGCAGGUUGUCUUUUUGAGGAAAAGAGAGUUAAGAAUGGCUGACUCAGAGAUAGCACAAGGAUCAGGGUACUUAAUGACAAGAAAAGGAAUGGUCAUGGCAGGUGAAAUAGUCAUUUGCUUAAUUGCUCUGAUCUGCAAAGUCGCAACUACAGGAUGUUAUAUUGGAGUUCCGAUUUGUGAGAUGGUCUUGGCAAUAUUCUAUUUGGUUUUAUUUGCGACGGGGAUGGACAAGAAUUUUGGAGGAGUUCACUGGCCUUGGUCUGAUUUCUUACGAAGUUUGACUGCAUGCCCAUUUGUCCUGAUCACAGCCAUGGUGUGCUUGAUACACUCACACGGUGCUUCUGUGUUGGCAGAGAUCCUUAUAAUUCCUGCUGGAGUCCUGUUUGGUUAUGAUGCUUGGCUAGUCUUUACCACUAUAAGGCCAAGAAAUAACUCAGAACAAAAUGGCGGACAAAUCAUUGCCUAGAACUUCUUCAACAUUUAGGCUAUUCCACAGCUUUCACUUUGUCUGACAUUGUUUCUUUUUUUGCAUAAUGAGAAUACUAUUUAGUUAAGAUGUAAAUAUAGGGCUACUUGUGAACUUGUGUGUUUGCUGUAUGUUUGGCAGGCUUUCAGUUGGUGUGGGUGAGUCUAAUGUGAUGUAUGACAUAUUUUUUAUUAAUUAAGUGUUUUUGUAUUUUCCCUUGUCUGUGUGUGUUAACUUAAAGGUUAAGUGUGCGUACUUGUGUUACACACACACACACACACACACACACACACACACA
Molecule: messenger RNA, 930 nt
Organism: Engraulis encrasicolus (European anchovy)
Lineage: Eukaryota; Metazoa; Chordata; Actinopteri; Clupeiformes; Engraulidae
Product: proteolipid protein 2-like
Exons: 4
Coding region: 201-632 (143 amino acids)
Cellular component (GO): membrane
Source: RefSeq, a predicted model, not a curated record